Molecule: messenger RNA, 4808 nt
Organism: Hippoglossus stenolepis (Pacific halibut)
Lineage: Eukaryota; Metazoa; Chordata; Actinopteri; Pleuronectiformes; Pleuronectidae
Gene: spred3
Product: sprouty related EVH1 domain containing 3
Exons: 6
Coding region: 362-1897 (511 amino acids)
Biological process (GO): multicellular organism development; negative regulation of MAPK cascade
Cellular component (GO): membrane
Molecular function (GO): protein kinase binding
Source: RefSeq, a predicted model, not a curated record
UACACACACUCACACCAUCCGCCAGGAAAUGGAUAAGACAGAAGAGCAGCGCCAUCAGUGUGACACCAAACCAGCAUCAUGCACUUUAUUCUCACAGCAGUGGAGCAGGAAUAAAAACACCAUCACGUCGCCUUGAAUCAACACCAUCCUCCCGUCAUGUGUGAAUCAGACGCGAAUCCGUUCCGUGCCAAAGUGGGAUAAAUGUGGCUCCUGUAUGUGGAGGAGAGGCUGUCUGCACGCGCACGAGAGGACAUAAGAACCGACGGGACGCGUUCCGGAGCCUCCGCGACGAGCCGGAGACUCAAUGUAACGAUUUGUAUCUAAAGAUGAAAAGAGUCGUGUGCGUGUUCGUGCAGUGGUGAUGACACGUGACGACUCCAGUGGCGGUUGGGUGCCCCUUGGAGGUGGCGGCCUCAGUCAUGUGGUCAUAUGUAGGGGGCGGACACGCGACGACCGGGGGCGGCGAGAAUACAUCAUACGUGGAGAGCGGCUGCGAGACCGAGCCCCGGUGUUGGAGUGUGCAGUGCAGAGGGGGCUAGUGUACAACAAGGUGAACCCCAUCUUCCAUCACUGGCGAGUGGACGAGCGAAAGUUUGGCCUCAUGUUCCAGAGUCCUGCCGACGCCAUCUCCUUUGAGAAGGGGCUGCAGGCCGUCCUAGACAAGCUCGACAGAGGCUCGGACUCGCCCUCGUCCUCCACGCCAGAAGAGGCCGACACCGAGGAUGACGGCCAAGCUUCCCAUACAGGAAGUGAGUCGUCAUCCAACAGCAGAAAGGAGAUGCUUCCCAAGCCCAUCACCAUAGUGACGAGCGAGUCGUCGUCCACCUGCUUCGUGCUGUCGGAGGAGUUCAGCUUUGCGUCCGGCCACGCUGUCACCACGCAGACACCUGCUCAGAUCCACUCCAGGCCGGGACAGCACCAGCUCUCACAAAUGACGUCUGUGUUGAAUCCCCCUUCACCCCCACCACCACCUCCUGCUCCACCGACUCCUCCUUUGGGUCCUCCAGCCUCAUCCCCCCUGUCCCCCCUCUCACCCACCAUUUCUCUGCUGGAGGAGGGGGACCUUCGCAGUGUGGACCCAUGCAAAGACCUGUGGGGUUCUAGAGGUUAUGAGGACUACCGACGGGCGGGGGCCACCAGGACUAUGGUCGGGGGGCUGACUGGGGGCGUGGUGGUCAGUGCUGGAGGGAGCCUGCAGGACAAGUCGGAGCUGUGCGUGGUUCGCUUUGAGAAGGACGUGGCCGGAGUGGGGACGGCCGGCUGUGAAGUGACAGUGAGCUUGGACAGUAAAGCGUCACAGCGUCUGUCCUCGUCCUCACCUACCUGUAUGUCCAUGCCCAACGCUGUGUCAGGCGUGUCCUCAGGUGCCGGCUCACCCCAGGAGACGUGCAAAGGCUCGCCCUCUCCGUGCUGCAUCCACGCCUCACUGGCCACGCCGCAGUCACGGACUCGUAAGAGAGGAGGAGGGGCAAGCAGCAGCGACCAGGGGGCUAUAUCCCCUGAUGACGACAGCCCCUGUCCUCAGGGGUCAUCGUCGUGCUCAUCUCGAUGUGUGUACUGCCGCUCGGUUUUCAGCGCUUCGGAAAACGGGCGGGGCCGCUGCAGAGAUGCCCCCGACCCGGCCAUGCACUGCCUACGCCAGUGGACCUGUGUGUGGUGCGCAGAGAGUCUGCUCUACCACUGCAUGUCGGACUCGGAGGGAGAAUUCUGGGAGCCUUGCUCGUGUGAAGAGUCGAUGGGGGGCCACCCGCACCCCCUUUGCUGUGCCCGCUGGUUGGCCCUCCUGGCCCUGUCGCUCUUCGUGCCCUGCAUGUGCUGCUACCUGCCUUUGCGCGCCUGCCUGCGGUGUGGCGAGAGGUGUGGCUGCUGCGGGGGAAAGCACAAGGCGGUCCGAUGAGGCCCGGCUCUGGGGUGGGAGGGGUUCCCUGGACCAAAGGGGGUUUGGGUGUUGGGAGAAGAGAGCAUCGACAGGGACAGAGGGGGGUGGAGCUCAGCUGGUGGAACAGCGCUCUCAGUCGACCCAGACCUUUAACGUGGCCCUCCGAAGCCCCACGGCCUUCCACUGCAUUCCGCUCUUUCUCUUUUCAACCUGGGGCCUUCCUCACUGGUCCAUGCCUGCUGAAGGUGCGCUGCACUCAGACCAGGCUCUGUGGGAGUCAUCUGGAGCCUUCAUGGUGGAUGUACCGCGGGUUGGCUGAUCUCCAGUCAGCAGUCAGAGACUCUAAUCGCAGGUAGAGGGGCAGAGGCAAAGAUGAUGUGUACACUGUUUCCAAUGUCCGUUUUUUUUUAUUUAGAAAGAAAAACACAAAAACAAAAGAUGUUUAUAUAUAUGAUUGUAAUAAUUUUAAUUGGUAUAUUUUAUUAAAUGUAAAACAUAUUGACAGAACCCCCAGUGGCACACACUAUCACGUAUUCACAAACACGAGAUCUUUGGGGGCGUUACUUGUUUCAUGUCGGCCUGUUGAUGAUGAGAUAUCACCCUUUACCUCUAAGUUUACCUCAGAUGUUUCUCAAACCCUGGUCAAGGAGAGAGUUUUGGAAAGAGUAUCAGCAUCUGAGACCACUGCUGCUGUGCGUUGGUCUGUGAAGUCGACCACUGGAGGAAAACCUUAUCGAACGCAAAGGGACGAUUACAGUCAAGGGAAAGCUGCAAUGACAACCACAAAGACUUAAAAGUCCUAAUGUGAUUCAUUUUAUAACCAAACACAAGAAUAGUUUUGUUUUCUGAAAAGAAACGAAAUCACAAAUGUGCGUCGAACUUUAACCUCCCUCACUCUGGACAUAUUAUUUCAUCUCUACAUGUUUUUUCAAUAUUAAUCAUAGAAAACAUCCCAUUCGACCGCUGUUCGUGUUGAAUCAGUCACGGUGCUUUCAACUGAGGCCUCUGAGCGAGUUUAUUCUCCCCCCCCCCCUAAAAAGGACCCCAUGCUGACUAAUCUGUAGAUGUGUCCAGGCCACCAAAAAAAAAACAAGUGCAAUGAACAACGUAUUGAGAGUAUUUUUGUACCAGUCGCUCUAAAAACUAGCGUAGAAUUUGAAAAAAGUGUUGGAAAUGAAAAGUGUGGUUGUCUUGAUGUGUUUCGAUAUCGCGUAGGAAAAGAGAAAACAGGAGCGCGCUCAUCUCUGAGCAGCAGCACGUAGCUCACACGUGUUAAACACGAGUGCUGCAGACUGUUGAGCCUGAGAUCAGGAAACAACUUGAAAAAGACGAUCGGAGGAGGUUUCUUUGUUCGGGGAACAGUGUUUUGCUAAUGUUGCUUUAAGUAUGAAGUCAAAAAUAAAAGCUGCUAUUUGAAGUCCUGCCCAAACCCCGUUUUUCAAACUGUCCCCGAGUCGGAAACAAACCCAAAGUUCUGAGGGAACUAAAGAUUAUGUUAUUUGUAAGUUUACAGUUAAAGACAAAUUCACCCCCAGGCAAAGUGAUGUACGCUGCAUUUCUGUGUCUGUUUUGCAGAUUGAUGGAUUAUUUUUCUACUUCUGGCCACGGGAAGAUGAGGGUAGAUCAGCUCGUCAACAGAAUCUUAAUAAUUCUCCUCAGUAAUAUCAGGUUUGUUGUGUAAACUCCUCAGAAUCAAAGAGCAGGGGCCUCGUGUGCAGCCUCCACUUUGCACCAGUGUGUAACAGUCAAGCAAAGUGAGAUUUACUACACAAGAGGUCAACUAUGAAGAAUCAAGAUCUAAAUGCAUCGAGCAUCAUAUAGAGACAACGUCUUCUAAAGAGAAUCUUUGGGGGAAUUUCUCUUUUAAAUCCAGAGACUUUCUCCUUCCAAACAAUCUCCUUGAAUUCAAUCAGGCUGCACCAGACUCCGCACACUCGUGGAUAUCAGUUCCCUUAACGUGCCUGAUUCAGUUUCACCAAGAUCCUGGUUUUAUUCCCAUUCUCUCAAUGUUAAAGAAAGAGAUCGACACCAUCGGUUGUUUUUGUGUGAUCUCGCUCGAAAUGCACGGAGCAUCCCAGAAUGACCUCAAUCGAGAACCCAUGGAUUCUCCUUUAGAAAGUAAAGAUUGAUAUGUUCUGUGUCGGGGAACCAGUGUUGAUGAGUUUCACUACAAAUGGAAGGAAUCAGCUGAUUACGGCAGAAUGAACCUUUCAGAAGCUUCACCUGAUUAUUUACAUUUUAAGGUUUCGCCAAGAACUUUUAUCCAAAGUGACUUAAAGUGAGUGACGUGAACAGACGGGGGGGGGUUUGGAGUUAGGACACUCGACCGCUGAUGAACACGACCCUUGACCUCUCAGAUAUGGGACUCAAACUCAGCCCCACCCUCCUCCCUCCCUCACACACACACACAAUCCCCACAAAUCUGCAAUGCAUAGAUGUGCACGCACACACACACACACACACACACACACUAAAUGGUGCAGACAUACAGAACUAGUAAAGCCAUUGCACACAGUUUGCUACUUCUGGUCCAGAACUGGUGUUGGAGUACUGACAGUCAUGCGAUCACAACUGCAGGCCCCAUUCUUACAUCUUAAUAAAUGUGCCUUUUGAUUUGAGUAAUCAAUAACUUAUGAUUUCUAAGUAACUCUGUAUUAAGUACUACUUCUUUUUUUUUUUCUUCGGGGUUAUUGAUUUCUGCCAAUGUGCAUAUUUUUCAAAUGUACGUAUUUAUUAGUUUUCAAAGUAAUUAAUGAGAUAUUACCUGUUUAUUUAUUUAUUGAGAUAUUUAUUCUGAUUCUUUAUUUUUUUGAGACAGGUUUUUAUCUUCCGUGCUGUCUUACUUCUGACUUUGUGCCAAUGUGCUGCUUUGAGGUGUUACAUAUCGUGGGUUUGUAUCAUUAUUAAACCCUCACUCUAUAUUUUAAAA